Molecule: messenger RNA, 1683 nt
Organism: Eremothecium sinecaudum
Lineage: Eukaryota; Fungi; Ascomycota; Saccharomycetes; Saccharomycetales; Saccharomycetaceae
Gene: PUT4
Product: proline permease PUT4
Exons: 1
Coding region: 1-1683 (560 amino acids)
Biological process (GO): amino acid transmembrane transport
Cellular component (GO): membrane
Molecular function (GO): amino acid transmembrane transporter activity
Source: RefSeq, a predicted model, not a curated record
AUGAAGGAAAGUGCUACGUUGAAGGAAAAGAAUGUAGAUAAUGGCAACGAAAUAGUACAGGCCGAUGAAGCAUAUAAGGCUGCCUAUCGACUAGAAACUAAUGCAACCUCAACUUCAGAAUACAGUGAGCAGCAAUGUGAACUAAAAAAAGGGUUGUCGAAUCGUCAUGUUCAAUUGAUCGCUUUCGGUGGUUGCAUUGGAACGGGAUUAUUCAUAGGUACCGGUAUUACUCUGCGAGAAUCCGGCCCAGUGCCUUUAGUGCUCUCGUUCGUUAUCAUUUCUACUUUUGUCUACCCGAUCAUGUGUUCGCUGGCGGAAAUGAUCUGUUUUCUUCCUCAGCAGGGUGCUGUUGCGGAUCUUGUUGCUAGGUAUGUUGACCCAAGUCUGUCAUUUGCGACGGGAUGGAAUUACGCGUAUGCUAAUGCAAUGAUUGUUCCUGCAGAGAUGACUGCUGCUGCAAGUAUUGUAAGGUAUUGGACAGAUGCAGUACCCGUAGCCGUUUGGAUGGCUAUAUUUUUAGUGCUUAUUGUUGCAUUGAAUUUCACGGCUGUACAGUACUACGGAGAGUCCGAAUUUUGGUUUUCAUCUAUUAAAAUUAUUUGUAUUUUUGUCUUAUUAAUUGUAAGUGUGGUUAUAUUCUUUGGCGGUGCGCCAACUCAUGAUAGAAUCGGUUUCCGAUACUGGAAAAAUCCGGGGCCAUUUGGACACUAUAUUGCAGAAGGAGCUACUGGAAGACUUGCCGAUGUUUGGACUGCUCUUGUGCGCUCUACAUUUUCCUUUAUCCUCUCUCCUGAGCUAAUUGGGCUGGCGUGUGUGGAAGCCAAGGAUACCAGGCGUAACAUUGAAAAGGCUUCUAAAAGAUUUGCCUACAGAAUUAUUUUCUUCUAUGUCUCCUCUGCGCUUAUGAUCAGUGUGAUCUUGGCAAGCAAUGAUCCUAAAUUAGUGGCGGCUUUAGAUAGCAACGCGCCAGGUGCUGCCUCAUCUCCUUUUGUUCAAGGUAUUGCCAAUGCAGGGAUUCCAAUUAUGGACCAUGUCGUUAAUGUCGCGGUUCUUACUGCUGCUUGGUCGGCAGGUAAUUCAUUCUUAUAUGCGUCAUCCAGACUUGUCCUUGCGCAGUCUAAGCAAGGUAAUGCGCCAAAAUUCUUAGGCAAGAUCAACAGAUUUGGUACACCUUAUAACGCUGUUGCUGUGUGCUCUGUCUUUGGAGCGUUGUCAUUUCUGAAUGUCUCCAACUCUACCGGGCGUGUUUUUACAUGGUUAACUAAUGUCAGUACCAUUUCUGGGUUUAUCGGAUGGGCUAUGAUAGGGAUUUCAUACAUACGUUUCAGAAAAGCUGUACACUACAACAAUCUGCAAUCUAGAUUACCCUACAGAAGUCCACUUCAACCCUACUCCGCCUAUUACGCUGUGAUUGCCGUGAGUAUUAUAACGAUAACGAAUGGAUACCGUGUUUUCCUCAAAGGGCAAUGGAAUACGAGUAACUUCAUUGCCGCAUAUAUCAAUUUACCUAUAUUCUUUGGACUUUAUUUAGGGCAUAAACUGUACUACAAAACCCGUUGGUAUAUUCCUCUGGAACAGAUUGAUGUUAUUACUGGCCUCGAGGAGGCAGAACAAGAAAGCAGUAUGUCCAAUUUUGUUCCACCAAAGACCCUCUGGCAGAAGUUUAUAUAUUGGUUAUUGUAA